AUGGCCCCCAAAGACGACCCCGAUAAUCGAGGUUUCGACGAUCAACGUCGACCCUCACAGAGGAGUACGGUGCUAGCGAUACCAGCACUUGCUGUGAACGAUCCGAAAGCCGAUCCGAAAAUCGCAAGCGAUCUACCCGCCAAUUAUGUCGAUGAUGACGAUGACGCACCGAAACUAUAUACUCCAUCGUUGUUCGAGAAAAUUCUAAACUACUUACUCUGCAGAGGUGAUAUUGCUAAUCAACAACUCGAAGCUCAACCGGUUUCCAUUCCUGGAUUGUGGGUUCCAAUGUUUGUGUACCAUGCUCUCCUUACCUUGACAAUAUUUAAACAAGUAUCAAAAUUUUGUCGAAUUCUCUCGACAAGUGCGAGAAGAACAAAUACUACUAGGAGAUCAAAAACAUAUGCCAUUUUCCGAUAUGGAAAGCGGUUCGACUAUUUACUUCUCUUCAUUGGUACCAUUUGCGCCAUCAUUUCUGGUGUUUCCCAACCCAUUAUGGCUCUUGUCAGUGGUCGUGUUACCAAUGCACUUCUUGUCUAUCCACCAACUAGCAAGCAAUUCCGAAACAAGGCCAACGAAAAUGUCUACAUCUUCCUUGGAAUUGGUAUCUUCAUUUCUAUCACUAACUGGAUUCAAUACAUGUGCUUCCAACACUGUUGCUCAAGAGUCAUGGCUCAAAUGAGACAUCGUUUCGUGUACUCAGUGCUUCGACAGAAUGCUGGAUGGUUUGAUAAGAAUCAUUCAGGAACAAUUACGACAAAACUGAACGACAGUAUGGAAAGAAUCCGCGAAGGUAUCGGAGACAAGCUCGGAGUCCUCCUCAGAGGAUUCGCUAUGCUCAUCGCCGCCAUCGUCGUUGCUUAUAUCUACGAAUGGAGACUUGCAUCUAUGAUGUUAGGAGUGGCUCCAGUUUGCUGUAUUUGUAUGUCUCUUCUGGCCAGACAAAUGACUUCUACCACUAUCAAAGAAUUGAUUGGAGUUGGUAAAGCAGGGUCUAUUGCUGAAGAGUCACUCAUGGGAGUGAGAACCGUACAAGCAUUCAAUGGACAGGAAGAAAUGGUUGGCCGAUACCAAACUGAACUCGAGAAGGGAAGACGAUUUGCUGUAUGGAAAGGUUUCUGGAGUGGUUUCUUUGGAGGUCUCUUCUUCUUGUGUCUCUUCUCUUUCUUGGGUACUGGUAUGCUCUACGGUGCAUACCUUCUGAAGGUUGGAAUUAUCGGAUCUCCAGGAGAUGUCUUCAUUGUUGUCAUGUCUAUGCUUCUUGGUGCUUAUUUCUUGGGUCUCAUCUCCCCACACAUGAUGGUCCUUCUCAAUGCAAGAGUAUCGGCUGCCACAAUUUAUCAAACAAUCGAUCGUGUUCCAAAAAUUGACCCAUACUCCAAAGCUGGAAAGAGACUUCCAAAUGUUGUUGGGAGAGUGAAGUUUGAAAAUGUCCACUUCCGCUAUCCAAGUCGUAAAGAAGCAAAGAUUUUGAAUGGAUUGAAUCUCACUGUCGAGCCAGGAACAUCCGUUGCACUUGUCGGACAUUCUGGAUGCGGAAAAUCAACUUCUGUUGGGCUUCUCACUAGACUCUACGAGCCUGAAGCUGGAAAUGUCACUAUUGAUGGAACGGAUGUCCGUGAACUAAACAUCGACUGGCUCAGAAAUGUUGUGGGAAUUGUACAACAAGAACCAAUUCUUUUCAACGACACCAUUCAUAACAAUUUGUUGAUUGGAAACCCAGGAGCUACUCGUGAGAAGAUGAUUGAAGUGUGCAAGAUGGCAAAUGCGCAUGAUUUUAUUGAGAAGAUGCCAAAAGGAUACGAUACACUGAUUGGAGAUGGUGGAGUACAACUCUCUGGAGGACAGAAGCAACGUGUCGCCAUUGCUAGAACUCUUAUUCGUGAUCCAAAGAUUCUACUUCUCGAUGAAGCUACAUCAGCUCUUGAUGCUCAAUCUGAAAGUGUGGUUCAAUCUGCUCUCAACAAUGCUGCCAAGGGAAGAACUACUAUCAUGAUUGCCCACAGACUCUCCACCAUCCGUGAAGCCGAUAAAAUUGUGUUCUUCGAGAAGGGAGUAAUCGUGGAGGCUGGAAAUCACGAGGAAUUGGUUCAUCUCGGCGGAAGAUAUUUUGAUUUAGUGAAGGCUCAACAAUUCAAGGCUGAUCCAGAAGCUACUGAAGAAUUCGAAGAGGAAGAGAUCGAUUUAGAUGACAAUAGCCGCAGCUCCCGACGAUCGUCUAUGACAAGUGCCAGAUCUGGAUCGGAAGCAUUCCAGAGAGGAAAUUCUUUGAACGACUCGUUCUCUGGAAGCAGAAGAUCAGCUAGAGCUGACGCUGAGAAUGACGCAUUCGCUGCUCAUGAAGCGGAAGUCAUGGCUCAAGACGGACAAAUCACCGCUGGUUAUCUGGAUAUUUUCAAGAACGCUAAAGGAAACUAUAUCUACAUGUUCCUUGGAACUGUUUUCGCUUUGAUCAGAGGUCUCGAGCUGCCAGCUUUGGCUCUUAUCUUCGGUUGGGUGUUCGAGGGAUUCACAUUUGUCCCAUACGGUGGAAGAAUGAUGCACAGAAUGGCAAUGGCUGUUAUUGCUUUUGCCUCGGUUGGUGUUGGUGUUUGGAUUUCUCAAGUUGCUAGUUCUGUCCUGUUUGCCAUUGUUUCUGAAAACUUGUCUCUGAGAUUCCGCGUCCAGUCAUUCCGUAAUCUCCUUUACCAAGAUGCUUCCUACUUUGACAACCCUGCUCAUGCCCCUGGAAAGCUUAUCACUCGUCUUGCAUCAGAUGCUCCGAACAUCAAGGCUGUUGUUGACGCUCGAAUGCUCCAAGUCAUUUACGCUCUUGCUGCUAUCAUUGCCAAUAUUGUGAUUGCAUUCAUCUACUGCUGGCAAGUUGCAAUUCUCGGAACAUCACUUAUUCUUCUCUUGGCUUUCGUUAUGAUCGGACUUGCUUACAAGAUUUCUCUCAUGAACAUCGAACAGAUCAAGAACGAUGAAGCGGGAAGAACCGCCAUUGAAAUCAUUGAAAAUGUGAAAACCAUCCAACUUCUCACUAGAUGCGAAUUAUUCUUCGACCACUACCAAACUUCUUCAAAACAACAGAAACGAUCCGAAUUGAAGAAGGGAAUGAUCGAAGCUAUCAACUACAGUAUCACCCAAUCUUUCAUGUACUUUAUGAUGUGUUUCACAUAUGCUGUUGGUAUUCGAGUCAUCUAUGACGGUGAUAAGUCAUCCGAUGUCACCUUCAAAGGAAUUAUCUCUAUGAUGCUUGGAGCUGUAGCCGUCAUGAACUCUGCUCAGUACUUCCCGGAAUUUGUAAAAGCUAAAACUGCAGCCGGUUUGCUUUUCAAUAUUAUCUACCGUAAGCCAAGAACUGGAGAUUUGAUGGAAGGAGAUCGUCCUGAGAUUAGAGGAAACAUUCUUUUCGAAAAUGUCAAAUUCUCUUAUCCACAACGACCAUUGCAACCAAUUAUGAAGGGACUCCAAUGGACGGCUCUUCGUGGACAAACAGUUGCUCUUGUUGGACCAUCUGGAUCCGGAAAGAGUACAAAUAUUGGAAUGCUCGAACGAUUCUACGACGUCACCGGAGGAGUUCUCCGUAUCGACGGACAAGACAUUCGAAAUCUGUCUCUGUACCAUCUCAGAACACAAAUGGCGCUUGUCGGUCAAGAGCCACGUCUAUUCGCCGGAAGUAUUCGUGAAAACGUGUGUCUUGGAUUGAAGGAUGUGCCACUUGAGAAAAUCAACAAGGCCUUAGAACUUGCCAAUGCUAAUAGAUUCCUUGCUAACUUGCCAGCUGGAAUUGACACUGAUGUCGGAGAAAAGGGAGGACAAUUGUCUGGAGGUCAAAAACAAAGAAUCGCUAUUGCUAGAGCCCUGGUCAGAGACCCCAAGAUUCUGCUGCUCGACGAAGCUACAUCUGCCCUAGAUUCAGAAUCCGAAAGAGCAGUACAAGAAGCAUUGGAUCGUGCUCGAGAAGGACGUACCUGUAUCACCAUUGCUCAUCGUCUCUCUUCUAUUCAAAACUCUGACCUCAUCGUUUACAUCGAUAAGGGCAAGGUUCAGGAAGCCGGAAACCAUGCUCAACUGAUGCAAAAGAAGGGCAGGUACUACAAACUCAUCAAGAAGCAAGACCUUGCUGUCUAA
Molecule: messenger RNA, 4116 nt
Organism: Caenorhabditis briggsae
Lineage: Eukaryota; Metazoa; Nematoda; Chromadorea; Rhabditida; Rhabditidae
Gene: Cbr-pgp-14
Product: Protein CBR-PGP-14
Exons: 9
Coding region: 1-4116 (1371 amino acids)
Biological process (GO): transmembrane transport
Cellular component (GO): membrane
Molecular function (GO): ABC-type transporter activity; ATP hydrolysis activity; ATP binding
Source: RefSeq, a predicted model, not a curated record